CGACAGGAGAGUGGGCUUUCAAAGGUUGGCCCAUUCCCACAUGACCUGCCUUUGCCUUUGCUUGUUUAUUUACGCUCCCAAAAUACCUGCCUCCUUCCUUCCUUCCCUCAAAAACCACCGCCUGUGGCUGUGUGCAAGAGAGAGGGUUUGUGUUAGAAGCUGAUAGCUAAUGGAGUUUUGUCCUACUUGUGGGACUAUGCUGCAAUAUGAGUUGCCCCAUAUGGGGCGCCCUUCCAGAUUCUUCUGCCCGACAUGUCCCUAUGUAUGCUAUAUAGAGAACAAGGUUAAGAUAAAGAAAAAGAUGCAUUUGGAUAAGAAGGAUUUAGAACCUGUCAUCACUGACGAUGACAUGAAGAAUGCAUCUCAAACUGAUGCAACAUGCCCAAAAUGUGGUCAUGGAAGGGCUGCGUACGUACAAUUUCAGACUAGAUCAGCUGAUGAGCCGGCAACAAUAUUCUAUACGUGCAUGAAUGAGACUUGUAGAAGUACCUGGCGAGAGGACUAAUCAAGAUAUCUUAAUAGAGACAUCUUACAAUUAUAUACCAACACUUCUAUUUAGCAAUAAAGUUUCGCCCAAAUCUGACUUGGUCUGAA
Messenger RNA from Quercus robur (English oak), 594 nucleotides. RefSeq lists its product as uncharacterized. The record is from RefSeq and is a predicted model, not a curated record. Lineage: Eukaryota; Viridiplantae; Streptophyta; Magnoliopsida; Fagales; Fagaceae. Gene Ontology annotation, molecular function: zinc ion binding; DNA-directed RNA polymerase activity; nucleic acid binding. Gene Ontology annotation, biological process: termination of RNA polymerase III transcription; regulation of DNA-templated transcription; DNA-templated transcription. The transcript has 4 exons. Gene Ontology annotation, cellular component: RNA polymerase III complex. Bases 170 to 505 code for a protein of 111 amino acids.